ACACAGUCAGAGACCAGUCAGAGACCAGUCAGAAGAACUAGUCGACAGACAAAAUGCCCCUCCCCCCACGCACCGCAUCCAUCUCGCGCGUCACCAACGAGACCAAGAUCCAGAUCUCGCUGUCUCUCGACGGCGGCGUCCUCCCUCCCUACGAGCCAUCACAGCACUUCCCCGCCCCCAGUGACCCCGAGGAAGCUGAAGCCGCAAAGACUGGCAUCGUACCGGACAAGAACGCCCCUCAUGCGACGCAAUUCACCCCAACCCAGCAGAUCACCAUCAACACGGGAAUCGGAUUCCUCGACCAUAUGUUGCAUGCGCUGGCAAAGCACGGAGGAUGGAGUUUAGCCAUUCGGGCCAAGGGAGAUCUAUACAUCGACGACCACCACACGACAGAAGAUACCUUCCUCGCGCUUGGCCACGCAUUCACCAAAGCCCUCGGAGCGCGGCAGUCCCUUGCGCGGUUCGGGCGCGGCGAUGCGCCUCUCGACGAGGCCCUGUCGUGGGCGGUGAUCGAUCUCUCCAGCCGUCCGUGGGCGGUGAUCCAGCUUGGAUUCCGCCGCGAGAAGAUCGGCGACCUCAGCACGGAGAUGAUCACGCAUGGAUUGGAGAGCUUUGCGCAGGCCGCGGGCGUGACACUGCACGUGGGCUGCACGUACGGCGACAAUGACCACCACCGGGCAGAGAGCGCGUUCAAGGCGCUGGCGGUUGCGAUCCGGGCCGCUUGUGCGCGAAGAGUGGCGGGUGAAGUUGGCGCGGGCGAUGUCGUUAGUACCAAGGGAGUAUUAUAAUCAAAAUUAAACCUGUCAAUAGACAAUAUACAAUAUAC
Aspergillus ochraceoroseus IBT 24754 is the source of this 826-nucleotide messenger RNA. RefSeq names its product imidazoleglycerol-phosphate dehydratase HIS3 (gene his3). Bases 54 to 788 code for a protein of 244 amino acids. The transcript is spliced from 2 exons. Gene Ontology annotation, molecular function: imidazoleglycerol-phosphate dehydratase activity. The record is from RefSeq and is a predicted model, not a curated record. NCBI's taxonomy places the organism in Eukaryota, Fungi, Ascomycota, Eurotiomycetes, Eurotiales, Aspergillaceae. Gene Ontology annotation, biological process: L-histidine biosynthetic process.